Molecule: messenger RNA, 993 nt
Organism: Yarrowia lipolytica CLIB122
Lineage: Eukaryota; Fungi; Ascomycota; Dipodascomycetes; Dipodascales
Biological process (GO): transcription by RNA polymerase II
Cellular component (GO): SAGA complex
Molecular function (GO): protein heterodimerization activity; transcription coregulator activity
Source: RefSeq, a predicted model, not a curated record
AUGGCCGAAAAAGACAAGUACAAGUACCGGAUCGAGAUCCAGCAGAUGAUGUUCGUCAUUGGCGAGACCAACGACCCACCCACGGAAACUACGUCGUUGGUCGAGGACAUUGUGCGGUCUCAGGUGAUUGAGAUGCUGCUCCAGGCGACCAUUCUUGCCCAGAAGCGUGGAGCUCGGUCCAUGGCCACGGAGGACUUCAUUUUUCUCAUCCGUCAUGACGCCGCCAAGGUUUCGCGUCUCAAGACGUAUCUGACCUGGAAGGAUGUGCGUAAGAACGCCAAAGAUCAAGAAGCUGGAGGACUUGAAGGGACGGACAUUUUGGAGAACGGAGGCGCUGGAGCCGAAGGGGCUGCCCCUGGAGGGGCCCCCGGGGGUCCCGGAGCACCACCAAACGCCCCACCAGGUCAGGCACCUCUUGCUACAGCCAAAAGGUCCAAGGUGAAGUUGCCAUGGGAACUGCAGUUUAUGUUCUCGGAACAGCCGCUACAGGACGGAGACGACGAAGAAGACGACGAGGCAGAGGCUAACAGUGCAACAAUCGAGCGUCUCAAGACCGCCGACGAGCGUACAAAGGACAUGACGCGAGAGGAGUACGUUCACUGGUCGGAAUGCAGACAGGCAUCGUUUACUUAUAGAAAGGCCAAGCGGUUUCGAGACUGGGCGGGAAUCGGUGCUCUGACAGACACACGACCGCAUGACGAUAUCAUUGAUAUUCUGGGUUUCUUGACGUUUGAAAUCAUCGCCAGUAUCACAGAAGAGGCUCUCAAGGUGAAGGAGGAGCAAGAGGAGGUGGAGCGGUCUAACGGGGACCAGCCACGAAAAAAGCAAAAGAUGUCGCACUCGUUGUUCGAUGGACCCGAUGAGGAGGCACGUCCAAUAUUGGCGUGCCACGUUCAGGAGGCAUACAGACGAUUGCAACAUACCUCUGCCAAGCAGAAGAGUUUGAGACGGUACCGAGGAGGACUGGUCAAGGUGAAGACUACUUUGAUUUAA